This is a messenger RNA of Aspergillus nidulans FGSC A4, 1671 nucleotides long. RefSeq names its product protein sclB (gene sclB). The transcript is spliced from 2 exons. The record is from RefSeq and is a predicted model, not a curated record. Lineage: Eukaryota; Fungi; Ascomycota; Eurotiomycetes; Eurotiales; Aspergillaceae. Gene Ontology annotation, cellular component: nucleus. Gene Ontology annotation, molecular function: DNA-binding transcription factor activity, RNA polymerase II-specific; DNA binding; zinc ion binding. Gene Ontology annotation, biological process: regulation of transcription by RNA polymerase II; regulation of DNA-templated transcription; DNA-templated transcription. Bases 1 to 1671 code for a protein of 556 amino acids.
AUGCAAUCACUCGUCCUCCCUCCUGCUUUCGUGCCGUCAGAUUUUGGACAUCUUCGCUACCCCGGCCCUGAGCGGCAUUUGUUGAGUCGGCCGCGAUCUGCAAAUGCGAGGCGGUACACGCCUAGGGAUUUCCCUCUCCCCUCUAUGUCCAGCUCUGAUCCAGAAAACGACCCGCUGGAGACUCUAGGGAAUGUCAGGCGCCCUGACCACCCGGAGCUGCCGAAGCCGGUGACCACCGCCGCCAUUCCUGCCGGGACCGCGGUGACUUCAGCUGUUCCACGGCCUGUCUCUUCAACGCCUCCGGACCAUGUCACGGUUCGGGAGCCGGCGCUGCAGCGGUUCGUAACAGCGCCGGGUUAUGAGACUCUGCCGCAGCCGCUCGCUGUUAGCGAGCCAACUUCCUCACGGUUUCCGCCGACAUUCAUCGGACAGCCGUCGGCAGGGCCAUCGACAGUGACGUAUCCGCCCGCUUAUGGAACCGCAACGGCUGCGGCGUCUCGUGCAUUGCCACAAAAGACCGUCCGGCGCACAAAAGCCCAUGUUGCGUCCGCUUGCGUGAACUGCAAGAAGAAACACCUGGGCUGCGACCCAGCCCGGCCUUGUCGGAGGUGUGUAUUGUCUGGAAAGGCAGAUACCUGCGUCGAUGUCACGCAUAAGAAACGAGGACGGCCACCGCUGAAGGCGGACGAAGGCUCCAUCCGAACGUACGCAACGCAGAUGGAUCAUCCUGGUGCACCCACUGACCAAGGGCAAGCCAGACGGCCAAUGCACCGCACGACAUCAUCUCGCGAACUUCGCCCAAUGACUGACCUUCAGCUCCAAGCGCAACCCGGACUGAUGGGCGCACGGCUACCGCCUGGACAACCCCAGCGGUGGCCGAUGGUAUAUUCGCAUACAAUAGACCCUUCCCUGACGCAGCGGACAAUCGGACACAGACGAAUUUCAUCCUCUGGUUCUACCCAGUCAAUGACUUCAGUCUCACCAACGGGACAUGUCCCAAUCUCCACAGGUUACAAUCCAGCUCUGGCAGCUGGUCGUAUACCCCCAGGCAUGAGCGUGGGCAUGGGCGUCGGACGGCCGAGCCCCUAUCCCAACCCAGGAAUGCAUCUUCAUCCUACUCCGUCGCCUCCUCAGUACCAGCCCUACGGCGUUCCAAUCUCACCAUACCCGGAAAACCCAAACUCGCGUAUCAUGAAUCGGAUACCGAUGAGCGAUGCCGGUCCACCACCGCGAGACCCUCGUGAGGGUUACAUGGAGUCACCCGUUAGGCUGCCGCCAAUAUAUCCUUCCCCCGUUGCCAACCCGCAGCCGCCACCAUUGCCGCAAGCACAGACACACAGAAUUAGCGAUCCAUAUUCCUCAACAUGGUCUCCACAGCAGCAGCAGCAAACUCCAGAGCCCCGCCAGGGCUUCAUGGAGCCAUUCUCUCCUAGCAGCCAGAUGCGGCAGGCUCAGACACCCGCAGUCACCGACCUUGGGCAGCGCCAAAGCCAAAGCCAACUAGGCUUGAGCUCCUCGCCCGGGGCGCAAGUUCAGCAGUCACCAGCUUCUCGUUCGUAUGGUGGACAAAGGGAUCAAGAUCGGGGACAUGGGCAUAAAACGGAAGAGGGCGACUCGUCGCGGCCGGCAAAGCGCCGUAAAAUGGCGUUGGAUGAUAUGGUCAACGACUAA